This is a messenger RNA of Paracoccidioides brasiliensis Pb18, 2280 nucleotides long. RefSeq lists its product as uncharacterized. Gene Ontology annotation, molecular function: mRNA binding. The transcript is spliced from 5 exons. The record is from RefSeq and is a predicted model, not a curated record. Gene Ontology annotation, cellular component: spliceosomal complex. Bases 1 to 2280 code for a protein of 759 amino acids. Gene Ontology annotation, biological process: mRNA processing.
AUGUACAACCCAUAUCAACCACCGUCUCCAUUCGGAAGGCCACCGGAGUUUGGUGGCUUCCCUGGAGCACCACCAGGCAUGGCUCCUCCUCCCGGAAUGUCAGCGCCAGGGACUGGCCCUCCACCAGCCGCACAGCAGUCGAAUGCGCAACAACCUGGCAGACCUGGCGGAUUCCCCCCAAACUUUCAACCGCCACCAAAUAUGCCUAAUAUUAAUUUCUCUGCGCCUGUUAUUCGUCUCGGUACAUCUGGCACACCAAAAUCUGCUACUCCUGUGGAAAGCGGCCGAGAACGUGGAGGAGAAUCUGGUGGAAGGCGUGGAGGUCCCGGGGGACAUUCCUUGGAAUCACAACGCCAGAAUUUACGAGAUGCGAUGCUACAACUUCAACCACCUACGAAAGAUGAGAUUGUGAGGACCAUAUUUAUUGGAGGCAUAACGGAAGGGCUCAGCAGUGACGAAGAAAUCGAGUUGAUACUUCGAACGGCAGGAAAUUUGAAACGUUGGAUUCGGGCCACUGAUGCGGAUGAUAAGCCAUGCAAGUUUGGUUUUGCAGAAUACGAGGACCCUGAAAGCUUAAGCACAGCAGUAGAAGUGUUAAAAGAUGUCGAGGUGCCGGUGAAGAAGCCGGUUCCGGCUAAGGAGGUUGGGAAAGUUGAAGAAGAUCCUGAUAAAAGCAAACUUCUGGUUAUUAUCGAUGAUAGCUCUCUUAAGUACAUAGAACAGUUCGAGUCGACGACGGAGCGAAAUCCCGAAGCCGAGCAAGCGCGGCUUGAUGGGGCCAGAGCAGCUCUCGCCAAAGUUCUGGCUGACCUUACCCACCCACCAUCACCUGCCAAAGUAGAUGCCCUUGCACAAGUGGUUGAUAGCGAGGGAGACUCGGAAAUGAAAGACGGGGAGGCUGAAAAGGAUGGUACUCCCGCAGAAGUUGUGACGAUUCCAAUCACUGUAGAGGAUGAGUUGUCGGAUAUUCCUGCUGAAAUGCGAGAAACUGUCGCCAAGGAAAUUGCAGCUUUCCGUGAAAGAAGCAAUCGUCGGGACCUUGAACGAUUGAAGAGAGAAGAAGAACUCGAAUCUCUAGAACGGGCAAGGGCCGGGGGAUCUAGGCCAAACAGAUUAACAUCACCACCUCCCACGGCGCCAAGUGGCCCUGCUGGUGGUGCGAAUGGCAUUCCUUUGGGGCCUCGGGAUAGGGGUAUUCCAAAUGCUCCCUCAGCUCCCAAAGGGUUCGGUCAUCAUAUUCCACGGGAUUAUCAGAAGGGAGUAUCCUUCGUGAAUGGAAGCGGAAUCAAUGGCGCCAAUGAAGACGAGGACACCGAUGCAAGCGAUGAAGAGCUUGAAAGAAGGCGGAAGGAGAAGAGGGCCGUCGAAGCAGAAAAGCAAUAUCUGGACCAAGAAAGGCGUUGGCUAAACCGUGAACGUAGUAGAACAGCUGCCGUGGAGCGGGAGAAGAAUCGUGAUCGGGAAGAAGAUAUCCGAUUACAGGAGGAAAAACAAAUUAUGGCUAAACGUCUGCGGGAAUGGAAUGACGACAUUGAAGCUAGUCGAAAAGUGGAAGAGUACUAUGCCGAUCGUGGAGUCUGGAUACGGAAUCGGGCAGCGUUUAGGAACAGAGAGGUCAGCAUGGAUGAAGCGGACCGUGCUGCAGAAGAACGUGAGAUGGCUAGGACCCAACAGCAACGAGACCAAGUACGUGGAAUGGCUGAUGACUUCCUCGCCCGGCAAGCCGAAGAGUUGGAGACCCGGAACCAGGUACCAAGGGAACCCCAACGCUUCAAACUCUCAUUGGGUGCCGCGGCACAGAAGGCGCAAGCUACCGUCCGGAGAACGGUGGCAGAGGUUGAGGGCCUCCUUGAAGACGAGGAGGAUACGGGAGCUGCCACCAAGCGACCACUUACAUCUAUCAAGUUCGACACUGCGGCUGAGUCUGCUGGUCUUACGGAUGAAGAGCGCGCCCAGGCAGCACGGCAAUUAGCUGCUGAUAUUCCCUCAGACAAAGAGGGCCUCUGGAACUGGCAAGUCAACUGGGAGUUUGUAGAUGAGUCCGUGUUGGGAGAACAGCUGAAACCGUUCGUCGAGAAGAAAAUUAUGGAGUACCUUGGUGUCCAGGAGCAAAUGCUGGUUGACGUAGUGGAGGAGCAUGUCCGGAAACGGGGACCUCCUCAAGAAUUAGUGGAGCAGUUGGAAGGGGCUCUAGACGAGGAAGCAGAAGUACUGGUCAAGAAACUUUGGCGGAUGAUUAUCUUCUUCUCGGAAAGUGAGAAAAGAGGUCUCUCCGGCUAG